Messenger RNA from Diospyros lotus (date-plum), 2142 nucleotides. Its product is annotated as pescadillo homolog. The record is from RefSeq and is a predicted model, not a curated record. Gene Ontology annotation, cellular component: PeBoW complex; nucleolus. The coding region runs from base 142 to 1962 and encodes 606 amino acids. Gene Ontology annotation, biological process: maturation of LSU-rRNA from tricistronic rRNA transcript (SSU-rRNA, 5.8S rRNA, LSU-rRNA); ribosome biogenesis. Lineage: Eukaryota; Viridiplantae; Streptophyta; Magnoliopsida; Ericales; Ebenaceae. The transcript is spliced from 13 exons. Gene Ontology annotation, molecular function: RNA binding.
ACUCCGUCUGUUUCGUUUCUUUUACUUAUCUCUCCCGGAAGCACCACAGGUCCAUCAAAUUCAUUAACCCUAGCUCUCUCUCUCUCUCUCUCUCUGGUUAGCUUCUUUCACGUCCCUGUCUACGUUGCGUCUACCGCAACCAUGCCGAAGCAUUACCGCCCUCCGGGAAAGAAAAAAGAAGGGAACGCUGCAAGGUACAUGACGAGAUCCCAAGCAGUCAAGCACCUCCAAGUCACUCUACCUGUUUUCAGGAGAUUAUGCAUUCUCAAAGGUGUAUUUCCACGGGAACCAAAGAAGAAGGUGAAAGGAAAUCACCACACCUAUUAUCAUGUGAAAGAUAUUAUGUUCCUUAAGCAUGAACCUUUACUUGAGAAAUUAAGAGACAUUUGGGCAUAUGAGAAGAAGGUGAAGAAAGCUUUGUCCAAGAAGAACAGGGAUCUUGCUGAACGUCUCUUGACUCGGAAGCCAACUUACACGCUAGAUAGGCUUAUUAGAGAGAGGUACCCAAGUUUCAUUGAUGCAUUAAGGGAUCUGGAUGACUGUCUCACCAUGGUACAUCUGUUUGCUGCCUUACCUGCCAUAGAGCGAGAAAAGAUAGAAGUGAAGCGUAUCCAUAAUUGCCGAAGGUUGGGCCAUGAAUGGCAAGCAUACAUAUCUCAAACUCAUAAGUUGCAGAAAACAUUCAUAUCUGUGAAAGGCAUAUAUUAUCAGGCGGAGGUUGAGGGGCAAAAGAUUACUUGGUUAACUCCUCAUGCAUUGCAACAAGUUGUGCCUGAAGAUGUUGACUACAAUGUUAUGCUUACCUUUUUGGAAUUUUAUGAGACCCUCCUUGCUUUUGUGAAUUUCAAACUUUAUCAUUCAAUUAAUGUGAAGUAUCCGCCCAUUCUUGAUCCUCGAUUGGAAGCUUUAGCAGAAGAGCUUUAUGCCUUGUCAAGAUAUUUGGAUGCUAGUUCUAAAGCCCCAGCACUGGAACCUCAAGCUGUUGGUUCAUCUGGAACUGAGCAAUCUGAGGCCCAGCAAAAGGGCGCAACGCUUGAGGAGUCUGAGCUUAGGUUGGCCCAGCUUCAACAUCAGCUUCCUUCAAAUGAACCUGGUGCAUUGAUGCAUUUGGUGCAAAAUGCUUCUGCUGAAGAUGAAGACGAUGACGAAACAAUGAUGCGUAAAACUCUCUUCAAGAAUAUGAAAUUUUUUUUGAGUCGUGAGGUUCCCAGAGAGUCGUUACUUUUUGUCAUUCCUGCUUUUGGUGGUCUGGUUUCUUGGGAGGGAGAAGGGGCUCCAUUUAUUGAAUCUGACCAGACUAUUACUCAUCAGAUUGUUGACAGGCCAACUCAGGGACGUAGGUUCCUUUCCAGAGAAUAUGUUCAACCACAAUGGGUCUACGAUUGUAUAAAUGCACGCAUCAUAAUUCCAGUUGAUGAAUAUUUGGUGGGAAAGGUUCCUCCACCGCAUUUAUCACCGUUUGUUGACAAUGAGGCAGAGGGUUACAUUCCUGAGUAUGCAGAGACUGUCAGACGGUUGCAGGCUGCUGCAAGGAAAGAAGUCCUUCCAAUGCCAGGUGUUGGGAAAGAAGAUUUAGAUGAUCCUCAAAAUUUACUGGUUGAAGGCAUUGUAAGCAGAACAAAGGCAAUUGAAGCUUCUGAGAAUAAGAAGAAGAUGUCAAUGCACCAGAAGCAGUAUCACGAUGAAUUGAAGAUGGAACUUGAAGGUGCCCAGUACUCUUCUGUCUUGAGUCUGAAUAAGCAGAAGCCUUCCGAGGAAGUAGAGGCUGGGGAAGAAUCUAUUCUUGACUUGCAGCAAGUUGCUGACGAUGCUGCCAACAUGUCCAAAGUUGUCAUGUCUCGUAGAAAGAGGCGGCUCUAUGAAGCCAUGCAGAUCGGCAGAGAGCGGAAACGGUCUCAUAUUGAUCGUCUGAAAGAAAGAAAGAAGAAGCUUGACGAAGCCAAGAAAUCAAACCAAAAUUGAAGCCUUGCAGAUGAUGAUCCCUGGAUGCGCCCAAUUUUGUUAUUAAUUUAAAGCUGUGGUAGACGUUGACUUAUUUUUCUUUUGCAUAUCCCUAUUGAUUUUUGUAAAUUUAACUGGAAUUGCCAUUUUGGUUGUAAUUUCUACAAGUUUUGUUGUGACUUAGAAGGUUGAGUAUUUUUA